Diplodia corticola is the source of this 1443-nucleotide messenger RNA. RefSeq names its product aminopeptidase. Gene Ontology annotation, biological process: proteolysis. Gene Ontology annotation, molecular function: metalloexopeptidase activity. The coding region runs from base 1 to 1443 and encodes 480 amino acids. The transcript is spliced from 2 exons. The record is from RefSeq and is a predicted model, not a curated record. NCBI's taxonomy places the organism in Eukaryota, Fungi, Ascomycota, Dothideomycetes, Botryosphaeriales, Botryosphaeriaceae.
AUGUUGCUCGCUCACGCCGCUACCUUCACACUCAUUGCAUCGACUUUAGCUCAACACUUACCUCUUCCCCGGGACCAAUCAGUCUCCGCUGCUGCAAAUGUGUCAGACUACGCUUCCUGUGCUGCCGCGUCCUGGCCGGCAUCGGCUCUCGGCACGGAGAUAAUACCGCAGGCUCCGGAUGACGAGUUGCGGACUAUGCUCGAUGAAGUGGACCCGGCAAACAUUGAGGCCACGAUCUUGAAGCUGGUUUCCUUCGGCACGCGGCACACCCUUUCUACCCAAAACUCAACCGACCGCGGAAUUGGCGCUGCAAGGGAUUGGAUUGCCUCGGAGAUGCGAAAGUAUGCUGCGACGUCUGAAGGAAGGAUGACAGUGGAAGUCCCCAGCUACGUUCAGCCCGUGGCAAAUCGCAUACCUUUUCCAGUGAGGAUCAGCAAUGUCGUGGCGCGCAUUGAGGGUUCGUCUGAUCCCUCUCGAGUCUAUGUCAUUUCCGGACACUACGACUCGAGAGUGACGGACGUCUUGAACUACGAAUCGGAUGCUCCCGGAGCAAACGAUGAUGCGUCAGGGGUAGCAGUGGUCAUGGAACUCGCUCGCGUCCUAGCGACCCGUCAGCCGAGGGCUACAAUACUCUUCAGUGCAGUUGCAGGAGAAGAGCAAGGCCUUUACGGUGCCAGCUUCCUCGCCCAGUCACUAAGAAACGCCAGCGUCAACGUGGAGGGGAUGCUGAACAACGACAUUGUCGGUAGUUCUACUGGAGACCGAGGCCAGAAAGACCCGUUCACCAUUCGCCUGUUCGCUCAAGGGCCACCUCCAUCGGAGAGUGAUGGCGUCGCGUCCACGCGGCUCAGCAUUGGCGGGGAGAAUGACUCUCCUGCUCGAGAGCUUGGCCGGUUCGUGUCCGAGGUUUCAUCGAAUGAUGGCACCGGGAUGAGAGUUGCCUUGGUGUACCGGCUCGACCGCUAUCUCCGAGGCGGAGAUCAGACGCCGUUUCUGCAGCAAGGCUACCCAGCUGUGCGCUUCACAGAACCCAACGAGAACUUCGAUCAUCAACACCAGGAUAUCCGCAUCGAGAAUGGCACGCAGUUUGGAGACCUUCCGGAGUUUGUUGACUACGACUUUGCGUCGCGUGUAGGCAAAGUAAACCUUGCCGCGUUGUGGUCUUUGUCGCAGGCACCGGGUAUGCCGCGGAAUGUAACGGUGGAUACGUCGACGUUGGGCAAUGAGAGCCAGUUCUCGUGGGAGCAGGUCGACGAUUCGGAGCUGGCAGGCUAUGAGGUGGUCUACAGGUCAACAGCAGCUCCUCUCUGGACUCAUGCGUACGGUGUUGGAAAUAGUGGCGCAGCGACACUGGACUUGAGCAAGGACAAUGUGAUAUUCGGGAUCAGGUCGGUUGGGAAGAACGGAUACAGGAGCCCGGCUGUGUUCCCAUUUCCUGGUUGA